UGCAUGUGUUGUGUAAUUUGACAUUUACAUAAAACGAACCAAAAAAAUAUAACUUCUUGGACAAAACUUGGACCGUUUUUUUUUUCUGUGAGGGAAUGGCUUGUGCUAGAAAUUCGCUAAGAUUAUUGAGCGUAAAUAAAACAAUUAUCAGAAACAUAACAAUGUCAGCUCAAAGACGUGCGCAAGAAGCUUUGGAAAAGAUAAAGGAGAAAAAUCCCUACUUUGAUAAAUAUGCCGAUAAAAUAGCUAAAUUACAACAGACAUCACCUGAAGAAUUUCUCGAAAGGGUAGAUAAGGUAGCAAACCCUAUAAAGGAAGGCAAGUCACAAGCUAGGUCCUACUCCGAGUUGUUGAACCCCAAGGCACCUAAGGAACAAGUUGAAGCUGAAAUUCCCUAUAAGAAGUUGAGUGAUAUCAUGAAAAUAGAAUUGAUUGAAGACAAAACAGCAGAAGAAAUCUCCAAAAUAUGGGUUGAAUACCACAAAACCAAAGAUGUUUUGGCUGCCACUUUGACUGUAGAACAGUUUAAUAAUUUAAUGGAAAAAGCCAAAAAUCAUCCCAUUUUCAUACUGCCUUUGCCACGAAGUGAAGGCUUUGAGUUCAUUCUGCUGCAAUUCGCCAGCAAUACAGUACACUUUACACCUUUGCUGGCAUAUCAGGUCCAUGCGGAAAAUGCUCCUGAAUGUUUGACCAUAGUCCAUUACACUGAAAUGCGUGAUAAAGGUAUAGUCCUAAUGCGUGGCGAAUAUGACACUAAAGUAUUGACCGCCCAGGAGGCUCAAUGUUUGGUGAAUGAAUUGCAGAUGUUUUAUUGCAUACACGAUGAAGACAAACUAAAACUUUUGGAAACAUUCACCAAAAAACCUGAUGAUUUUAAACACAUGGAUUUAAUCAAGGAAGUGGAGAAUAUUAAACUUGUUUAAGUUGCUUUUUUGUUGAUAAUAAUGAAAUGAUAGUCAAAAUAAAAAAA
Calliphora vicina (urban bluebottle blowfly) is the source of this 970-nucleotide messenger RNA. RefSeq names its product ATP synthase mitochondrial F1 complex assembly factor 1. The transcript has 3 exons. Lineage: Eukaryota; Metazoa; Arthropoda; Insecta; Diptera; Calliphoridae. The coding region runs from base 96 to 923 and encodes 275 amino acids. Gene Ontology annotation, cellular component: mitochondrion. The record is from RefSeq and is a predicted model, not a curated record. Gene Ontology annotation, biological process: mitochondrial proton-transporting ATP synthase complex assembly.